AUGGCUCUGGAGUUAGAGUGUAGCGACCUGAAGAGUCGACAAGCAAGUCAUGGGUUUGUUAAUGAUGAAGCUUAUGCGGAGGCGGUAGUUGAGCGGAUUUUUUGUGACACGAAGUAUGAUCUUUUGUCUGUAUUUCCAUUUUCGAUGGGGUCAUUGACAAAUGAUUAUGCGGAAGUGAUAGAUACUAUUGGGACGAAGUCGCUGGCGUUCCAGAUUUUGGUUGAAAGCGGUGGCGAUCUGUUCGCAUUUUUUAUUACAUCUUUCGCUCUUCAUUUGGAACGUUCUCCAUGUAGACUGCCAUUCAGGAUCGUGCAGAACAGUGUCUAUAUGAGUCUUCUGUCUGAGUAUGUGUGUUAUAUGAUGCCAACAGGUGAGGAGCCUAUAAUUCCAGCCCACGAAAGGUCGUCUAUCGUGAAUACACCAUCCAAUUCGUCUUUUGUGUCCCCUUUGAAACUUAUCCGUGAGGACGCGCUAAGACGUUUUGAGAUUUCAUCAGCAACACAUUCGCUUCGGUCGUUACAUUCUUAUUCUCGCCUUUUAAAUGCUCAGUUUUUUUCUUUUAUCCAUAUCUUAGUACAAAAUCUUACCUCACUGUCCAGUUGGCCCUCUGAUUAUCGACUUGGGGCUCUUAGAUAUGUCUUGAAGGAAUUGCAUGUUUUCGUUCUAGCAGAAACGGAAAAUGCCGUUCUAGCACAACUGAAGUCCCAGUUGCAUUAUAAUCCGCCAUUCGGAGACUGUCUUUUUUCAUUUUUUUCUUCUCUUUUCAAAAAAUGGCCAGCCAAUGUUUCGUUCUCGGUUCUUUUUGAUGUUUGGGUCACGUGGAUUCGACCAUGGCGCUAUUUUGAUACUCGUGGUACUAACGAUGUCCAACGAGUGAUGCAGUUCCUACAAGCAAAUACUCGGUUUUACACUGAACUGUCGGACAUGUUUUGGCAAAGAACUUUUCAUUUUUCAAACGUUCGUGACGUGCAGAGUGUUCAGAGCUAUAUAUUAGUGUUGACUGCUCCAGAAUUAAUUAGUGUAAUUCCAGAUGACAGUACUGUUGCGCUAAAAAACGCUAUAAGCGAGCUAGAAGUGCUAGUAGCAAAAGUAAAAGGCGCUAGUUGCGAUGAAACACCAGCAGUUUUUUCUCCUGCUUUGAAUAGCGAUUUAAAUGCAUCUCGAUCUUUCGUUGAGGACAGAGUUGUCAAGAAGAAUGGACUUGAACUUCCCGACCACAUGGUUGAUCCUAUUUCAAAAAUGAUGUACUUGACUCCUCUGGGUAGACAACAGUUGGGUAAAGGAACUCAUCGAUUUGACUUAUCUCAUUGCUCAGAUGCUACCCCUCCUUUGAUAUCACCUCUUCAAACAAAUGAAGUUUGGUGGUUGUCACGACUGCUAUACAAAUUGUCAAUAGCACUAAAUCGUACCAAACCUUUGCAGUAUCUCUCAGAAUGUUAUGGAAAGGAAGACAGUUUGAUAGGAACAGUCGCACGCAUUAUCCUGGAUCCAGAAUAUCCAAGAAAAGUUGUUCCGAUGUUUACCACUCAAGUACCCUUCCAGAAACCAUGUCUUAAUCUCAGAUAUCUAGCUCAGUAUAAAUUUGUUAUUCCUUUUUGUAUAUCUGUGCUUCUCCAUUUGUUUAUUCCGUUAAGUUAUAACUUUGUAAUAUCAGGGACUAUUUUUGCUUUUGCGUAUUUUUGCUACAGUUAA
Messenger RNA from Enterobius vermicularis (human pinworm), 1692 nucleotides. Lineage: Eukaryota; Metazoa; Nematoda; Chromadorea; Rhabditida; Oxyuridae. The record is from the annotation of a GenBank genome assembly.